Molecule: messenger RNA, 417 nt
Organism: Symbiodinium necroappetens
Lineage: Eukaryota; Dinophyceae; Suessiales; Symbiodiniaceae
Source: the annotation of a GenBank genome assembly
AUGACAAUUUUUGACUGCUGGAGUUGCAGAUGUUUGCGGAUACCCCUGUCCGGCUUGAGCUGCAGCGCUUGGAUCGGCUCGAGCUGCGCAGCUGCGUCUCUCUGGGGCCACUGGCGUGGCCUGCCGUGGCUCGCCAUGGACAAGGUAAUGCCAGUGGUCGGCGGCCUGGCCAGUGUGUGGGCAGCGUACAAGGUCAUCCCAGUGAUGUACCGUUGGGAGCUCAUCCCUGGUGUUGCAUCAGAGGAGUGGUGGGCGCGCGCCAAAACGAUUCGCUACGACCACUACACGGAGGGCAUCGUGUAUUCACCCUAUGACACUGGUGAGCCCAUCAGAGAGAUGCCGGAAGAGUGCAAAGGCAAGAUGCUGCUGAAACAAAGGCGGGGAGGUUGGAAGCUUCAGAGCGAGAUGGAGGAGUAG